Lentinula edodes (shiitake mushroom) is the source of this 1538-nucleotide messenger RNA. Its product is annotated as Thiolase, N-terminal domain-containing protein. Gene Ontology annotation, biological process: phenylacetate catabolic process; fatty acid beta-oxidation. Gene Ontology annotation, cellular component: peroxisome. Gene Ontology annotation, molecular function: acetyl-CoA C-acyltransferase activity. The transcript has 5 exons. NCBI's taxonomy places the organism in Eukaryota, Fungi, Basidiomycota, Agaricomycetes, Agaricales, Omphalotaceae. The coding region runs from base 173 to 1396 and encodes 407 amino acids. The record is from RefSeq and is a predicted model, not a curated record.
AACCUCUACGAGCCGGAACCUCGGCAUAGAGGGGACGGGAGUAAAAAUUCCCACUCGCGUUUCUCAUUGGCGUGUGAUUAUCCGUGCUCACCUUAAUAACAAGGGCGCUUGUGAUUUGUCUGAACGCUUCUUGGAUAGCUACCACCACCACUACCUCUUUAUCUGCUCAAUAAUGUCCUCCGCAAGAGCCAAAAUACUCGAGAAACACGAUGACGACGUAGUUAUCGUCUCAGCUAUUCGUUCUGCUUUGACCAAAUCGAAGAAAGGCGGCUUCAAAGAUACACGACCAGAAGAAAUUCUCAUGAAUGUUCUCAAGCACACAUACACUUCAACCAACCUCGACCCGGCACUUAUCGAGGAUAUUGUUGUGGGUAAUGUCCUUCCACCGUCUGGAGGAGCUAGUGCAGCACGUAUGGCCGCUAUUGCCGCCGGAAUUCCGAUUGCUACACCUAUCACUACGGUAAAUAGACAGUGCUCAAGUGGGCUUACGGCUGUCAGCCAAAUCGCGAAUGGUAUCAAGUCCGGCCAGAUUGAUAUUGGUAUUGGUGCUGGUGUGGAAUCCAUGACAUUUGGUUACGGCGCAGGCGCAAUGCCAGACGGCUACUCUGACCUAGUCCUCGAAACCCAAGAAGCAGAAGAUUGUCUUAUCCCAAUGGGUAUAACCUCUGAAAACGUCGCUGCUGACUACAACAUAUCCCGGGAAGCCCAAGACACCUUCGCCGCCCUUUCCUUCCAAAAAGCCGCCGCAGCCCAAAAAGCUCACCUCUUUGACCCAGAGAUCCUCCCUAUCCGAGUUAAACAGGUUUCUCCUGAUGGCGGCAAACAGUUCCUUGUCGACGCAGAUGAUGGGAUUAGAGACGGGGUUACCGUACAGAGUCUGGGGAAACUGAAGCCUGCGUUCAAGAAGGAUGGAUCGACACAUGCGGGGAAUGCCAGUCAGGUUUCGGAUGGAGCUGCCGCGGUGCUUUUGGCGAGGAGGAGCGUUGCGAAGAAGCUUGGGUUGCCGAUUGUGGGUAAGUUUGUUGGCGCGCAGGCUGUCGGGGUUCCGCCGAGAAUUAUGGGUGUCGGACCCGCGUAUGCUAUUCCACAUGUUCUCAAGAAAACCGGUCUCGAAAUGUCCGAUAUCGAUUUCUUCGAGAUCAACGAGGCGUUUGCAUCGCAAGCACUGUUUUGCUGUGAGCAACUAGGCAUUCCGUGGAAGGAAGCCGGCUUAAUGGGGAAGGUCAACCGAUGGGGAGGUGCGAUCGCUAUUGGGCAUCCUCUUGGCUGUACCGGUGCUCGACAAAUCGCCACGGGUCUCAACAUUGCCAAGCACGAUAACGAGAAAGUGUUCGUGACGAGUAUGUGCAUUGGUAGUGGGAUGGGAAUGGCUGGUGUCUUUGUUAAUGAGCAAUGAAAAAUCUACGUGAGUGUGGUGUGGUGAAAUGGGUUGAGUGGAUGGACUUGCAUAGCUCCGUAUCGGAUUGAUUAAUAAAUGACCAAUGUACCUAGUUAUGUAUGUAGAGCAUGUUAUCUGUAUUCCGUUGUAUCUUCUUGCU